GGGAGAUGGCUUCGCCUUCAAGCUCAUUUAGGUUUCCAUUUAGCAAUCCUUCAUGGCAAAGUUUCUUAUGGAUUCCACUGUGAAGGAACAGAAAAUCAAUAAGUAAAUCUAUAGGUGACAGAGAAUAUACGUUGUAUUUUGUAUGGGAGUAUGUAGAUGGUAUGUAAAAUUUGGUGAGGGAGGAAAUUUAAAUGAAGGAAGGUGUAGGCAUGAGUGCCACGAAUGCCAACUCUGAAAAUUCCUCGCCGCAUGUUGUUAUGAUUACAUUAGGUAGAAUAUCACCAUGUUCUCCCUAAUCUGCGACAGCCAUCACAUCAGCACAAUUCUAGCUCAUUACAAUUUACCCCUUUCAAAUCCCACAAAGUUUCAUAUGUUAUGAGACCUAAAUACAAGCAGCCAUUACUAGUAUUUACAGACACAGAUGCCUGUAAACUUUCCCUUUUUAAUGGAUGACAAUGACCCUCAAGUUAGGAGGAGAAAGCCAUGAUUGUUGUGAUGGAUAUGGAAACUUCUUUGAAUGCUCUCUGUGAUAAUUUUGGUAUUCUGUGGAAAUUUAAAUCUCAAUUGGGUGAAGUGGGUAAGCUGUUUUUGUCAAUGGGAGGACACCAUAAUGGCUAUCUGAAUUGAACAUGUUAAGAACAUUGAAAACAGUAUUGUUAUAGAUAAUUUAGGCAUGAGAGUGUGAUAUUGCAUCAGGCUUAGAGGCCUGUUUUAGGAAUAAUGGUAUUGAAUGCAGUUAAGAAUCAGCUUUAGCUUUCCUGAGCUGAUAUGAUGAAUGAUGCAGAGCCAUCCAGAGCUUCACAUGCAUUGAGGAGCUGUCAUUGAUUGAAAAUGGAUGAGAAAUUGAAUGGAGAUUCUAUGAACAAUGGCAAGAGUAUACGAACACUUAUAGCUCUUGAUGGUAAGUUUAAAUCAAUGGGCAUCGAUAGUCCUAAUCAAAAGUUGCAGAGCUGCAACAAUGUUAAAGAGGCUGCAGGAAUUGAAAUUGGAAGAGAUUCUACUGGGGAUGUGUCUUUUUCUUCUUAUCUGUUUCGUGCAGAGGAAUUGUGUGCAAGGAGGUCUUCUUCAGAGAGGAAUUCAGGGGAAGGGGCAUUUCCCAUUGUCAAUUGCAGGUGGGUUGAUAAUAAGAAAGGUCAAUCCAUGGGGAUUGAAUACCAAAGAGGGGUUGCAAAGAGUAAACAUAAGGCAGGGGAUUCAAGCCCACAUGCUGAGGGUGGUACUGGUUCUAACAUGCAUUUCAAAGCAAAAGCAGGGCUAAUUGAUGGAGAUGAGCCAUACAUGCAAAGAUCGGUGAGGUUAGAUAGACAAGCCUCAUUUGGGCCUAGGGUGGGUGUGGCUGGAAGAAAUGCAAAGGAUGGGGAACUUGGUGUUUUUGAUGCAGAAAGUUAUUUUAGCAACACACAUGAUGAAGAAAAAUCUUCACCACGCUUGGUUAUCUCCAAUUCUAGAAAGGGGCAGAAAUCAAGACCAAGCAGCAAAAGCAAAAGACCCCAAAUUACCAGUGGAUUGAUUUCUGAUAAUAAUGUGGUAUCUGAUGGAGGGGCAACAAUAUCCAGGCAGCCAAGUUCAGCAGCAUCUUCCAUGGGUUCUAAAGCUGUUCAGUCUGAUUCACAGGCAAGUUGGAACAGUCAAUCUGGAUUGCUUUCAAAUGGGGUCACUUCCCUUCUCAAUGGGCCUCCAUUGAAUCAGAGGAUGCCUACUGGAACCAAAAUCGGCACACCCAAAUGGAAGAUCGCUUGCAAAUGCCCCUGCACUAGUAAAAAGUCUGUUGCAACUAAUGACUCAUUACUGUAUCAGGUUGCACCUACUUCCUUGCAGUCAUCACAUGUGAGUAGCCCACUCAGUUCAAAUAACUUUGAUAGUAUCAGGAAAUCAUAUUCCCUGGAUAAGACUAGAGGUCUCCCUGUCAAUAAGGAUAGAGAUUUUGCAAACAGGUUUCUUUCAAUAAAAGCAGGAUUGAUUCAAAAAGAUGAUCAGUUACAGAUGAAGCCUUACGCAAGUCCCAAGAUGGGCAAAUCUCUCAUUGAGAUUAGACCAGCCUCCACAGACACAGAAGAAGAUGGGACCUCUGGAAAAAACCAAGGUGAGGGAUUCUCCUUUCCUAUUCUUGGUUCUUCUUCAAUGUCCUCUGUGGUUUUCAGUUAUCCAAAAGAGAAACCAAGGUUGUCUCUGCAAGUCCUUGAGUCAUCAUGUUGUAGCAGUAGAGAUUUUCAAAAACAAUCCUCCCACACACAGAGGAGACCCAGAAUGUAUUCUGUAGAUAGCAGGGCAGAAAAUAGUUCCAGUACAGAAACCAGAAGCAGUUUCAGCUUUCCUCGGAUAUCUUUCUGCUCUCAGGACAGUUUUGAUGACAAGGACCUACCUUUUAAUAAAAACUCUAGUGCUUACAAUUACCAUGCCAUGAAGUUGGACAAUACACACACAGUUGAAGAUGACAGAAGUGAUUCCAGUUCAGAUUUAUUUGAAAUUGAGAACCUCUCCAAUGAUAUAGCCCCUUGUACACAAUAUCAUAUGAGGACUAGUUCAGGGAGGAUCCAAUUGAAAGACUGCAAUCCAAGCACUACUCAACCUGAAAUGGAUUCAGAAGCUACAGGGCGGCAUAGCUGCAUAAGUUCUAGUGCAAAGCAAGAAGAAAAGCAUUUCAUCAGUAAUGUGGAGAUAGGCAGGAGAUCGGAAGGGUACAUAAGUAGAUCAAUUGUAAGGGACAGCGCAAGAGAUUUCACCAAGCCAACAAGGAACACUACCUUCCUCAGAUCAUGCAGAAAUAACAGAGCUGUCUAUAUUGCUUCAGCACCUGGAAGUCCUAUUAGAGGAGCUCAAGAGAACUUGGACUUUGAGCAGGGGGCAUAUUUUAAGAAACGUUCCUAUGUUUGAUGUGAAGUAUGUGCUUUCUGAAGAGGGCUCCAACUCUAAGUUUUAUGCCAGUAGCUAAUCUCUCCACAAAAAGGCAUGGUAUGGGAUGUCUUUGACAUCCCAUUGUGCUCACCCGGUUGGCCCCAGUUGUUGCUUACAUCAGAAGGGGAUGUAUGCUAUACCAUUUUAUGUGAUUUUACGCAUGGUUCUCGAUACGGCAUGCCAUUUCGUGGGGAGGAUAGUCGUCUCCUCUCCUUUACCGCAUUGGCUAUGCAGCCGACAAAAUUAUACUCUCUCUCCACAAAAAGGCAUGGUAUGGGAUGUCUUUGACAUCCCAUUGUGCUCACCUGGUUGGCCCCAGUUGUUGCUUACAUCAGAAGGGGAUGUAUGCUAUACCAUUUUAUGUGAUUUUACGCAUGGUUCUCGAUACGGCAUGCCAUUUCGUGGGGAGGAUAGUCGUCUCCUCUCCUUUACCGCAUUGGCUAUGCAGCCGACAAAAUUAUACUCUUGUAAAUUGUUAAAAGUGUUUUGGUAAUGAAUAAAAGGACCAUUUUGUCGGCUGCAUAGACACCGCCCUCCUUUACUAUGUGGCAUUUGGCAUUUAUUGUUUUUAAUACAGAACUUGACAGGAUUGUGCAACUAGCCCCAUGUGAGGGGCAUUCA
This is a messenger RNA of Cryptomeria japonica (Japanese cedar), 3516 nucleotides long. RefSeq lists its product as uncharacterized. The record is from RefSeq and is a predicted model, not a curated record. The transcript is spliced from 2 exons. Gene Ontology annotation, biological process: phototropism. Lineage: Eukaryota; Viridiplantae; Streptophyta; Pinopsida; Cupressales; Cupressaceae. The coding region runs from base 832 to 2874 and encodes 680 amino acids.